This is a messenger RNA of Bursaphelenchus okinawaensis, 1226 nucleotides long. The record is from the annotation of a GenBank genome assembly. NCBI's taxonomy places the organism in Eukaryota, Metazoa, Nematoda, Chromadorea, Rhabditida, Aphelenchoididae.
AUGUUUCAGUUGGAGUUUAUACAACAACGAAUUGCAGCCGCUGUAAGUUUUUUUUAAAUAUUGUAUUAUUUUUUGAUUGUAUGUUUUGAAUUUUCAUUUUUUUUUGAAAAAUAUGGAUAAAUAGAAGCAGAUUUACUGUGUUGUUUUAUAUCUUGAAAAUUGUGUCUGUAAUAAAUUGUUUUCAGAGUAAAUUGAUGUUUUAUCAAAAGAUGGACUUUACGUUUUACAGAGAAGAUGUGGUGCUAGAGGACGAGAUAUGGGGUAUUAAGAAACAGUAAGUAAAAGAUUAAUUUAUGUUUGUUAAAAGAAACUUUUGUUGGAAUUUUUGUAUACGGAGUCAAACCUUUUAUAGGAGGUAUAAAAACGUUAGAUUAUUUAUUGUCAAUGUAUGCAUAUAGAAAUUUUUUAAAUAUAUGAUAUACGAUCAGUUGUAUAGUAUACGAUAGCCAUUUUUAGAAGCCGAACCGAUUUAAUGAAUUACUUUGGUACGCUUUCAGUCACAUGCAAAGUACUAUUUCCUUCUGUUGAACUUGAAGUAAGAUUUUUGAAUUUUUAGUUUUAUCUUUAGUGUUCAGUUAUGUUGCUACGCUUAAAGUAUGUUGCCAAGUUUGAUGUUAAAGUAUUUCCUAAGUUUGUCAGCCAACAUAUUUUAAAAUUUCCUUGGUAAUUGUCUAAAAUGAUCUCUUUUUAGCCAUUAAACAUCAUACCAUUACUAGACGAUGGCACAGUAAGGUUUCGUUGGAGAAUGAAGUACUUACAUUGGUAUCAAGUACUGAAUGUAAAGAACUUUAAUCCAGAAAUACGAGAGAAGAACGUAAGUUACAAUGAGUUUAUGUCUAUAUGACCUAUUAUCUUUUAUAUUUGCGUUUUGAUGACAUUAUCUUUGAUAUUUGUGGUGUUACUUCAUAGAAAGGGUCUAUUUGAACUUUACCUUUGAUUUCCUAUAUUACUAUACUUUAUACUGUCUUUUAACUAAUUUUUAAGUCAGUUUUUUCUACUUACAAUACGAAUAAUAAGUAUAAAUGAUACAAAUUAAUUAUCCAUUAUAGUGCAAUUGGUACGACGGAAACGCCACCUUUCAUGUGGAUGGAAAUGGCAAAGUAUUCAAAUUAAAAAUAACAAAGGUGACCCCAGAUGACAGCUAUCUACAGAAUACGAAGCGAAUCGCUCAGAAGUUUGCCAACAUCUCAACGAAUCAAACAACUUCGUUCAGCUCGAAACAAUAA